Molecule: messenger RNA, 1608 nt
Organism: Hibiscus syriacus
Lineage: Eukaryota; Viridiplantae; Streptophyta; Magnoliopsida; Malvales; Malvaceae
Product: beta-amylase-like
Exons: 7
Coding region: 57-1538 (493 amino acids)
Biological process (GO): polysaccharide catabolic process
Molecular function (GO): beta-amylase activity
Source: RefSeq, a predicted model, not a curated record
UUUAGAGAGUGUCUUACUUGAAGGUUUGGGAGUCUCCUUAGGUUGCUCAAACAACUAUGGAGGACAAGAAGAUGUUGGCGAACUAUGUGCCGGUCUAUGUGAUGCUCCCGUUGGGGAUUGUUUCAAGUGACGAUGUUCUGACAGACAAGGAAGGCCUGAAAAAGCAACUGUUGAAGCUGAAAACGGCCGGUAUGGACGGGGUAAUGUCCGAUGUGUGGUGGGGGAUAGUGGAAGCAAAAGGUCCAAAGCAAUAUGAUUGGAGUGCAUAUCGGAGCAUGGUUGAACUGGUUAAAGAAUGUGGGUUGAAGCUACAAGCUAUCAUGUCCUUCCAUCAAUGUGGCGGGAAUGUGGGAGAUGAAGUGUUUAUCCCUAUCCCGAAAUGGGUUCUAGAUAUCGGGGAAUCCGACCCCGAUAUCUUCUACACCAAUCGAGCCGGUAACCGGAAUAAGGAGUACCUCACUCUCGGAGUGGAUCACCUGAAUAUUUUCCAUGGAAGAACCGCUGUCCAGGUUUAUGGGGACUUCAUGAAGAGCUUCAGGGAGGCAAUGGCAGAUCUGAUUGAAGAUGGGGUCAUAAUUGACAUUGAAGUGGGACUUGGUGCAGCUGGAGAGCUCAGAUACCCUUCUUAUCCACAAGAUCAGGGGUGGAUUUUCCCUGGCAUUGGAGAAUUUCAGUGCUAUGACAAGUACCUGAAAGCAGAAUUCAAAGAGGCAGCUACAAAAGCAGGUCAUCCCGAAUGGAACGUGCCGGACGACGCUGGGGAAUACAACGACACGCCCGAAGCAACGGAGUUUUUCGGACCGAAUGGGACAUACCUCUCCGAGAAAGGCAAGUUCUUCUUGACAUGGUACUCCAACAAGUUACUCACACAUGGAGACGACAUCCUCGACGAGGCCAACAAAGCUUUCCUAGGCUGUAAGCUCAAGUUAGCGGCCAAAGUAUCCGGGAUUCACUGGUGGUACAAAUCAGAGAGCCAUGCUGCCGAGCUUACUGCCGGGUACUAUAAUUUGUAUGAUCGAGACGGGUAUCGUCCCAUUGCGAGGAUGCUCUCGAGACAUGAUGAGGCUAUCUUGAACUUCACUUGUCUUGAGAUGAGGGACACCGAGCAACCUGCGGAAGCCAAAAGUGCACCUCAAGAACUUGUUCAACAGGUUUUAAGUGGGGGAUGGAGAGAACACAUUGAAGUUGCAGGUGAGAAUGCCUUGCCAAGGUACGACAGCUACGCUUACAAUCAGAUCCUAUUGAACGCAAGGCCCAACGGUGUGACCGAGAAGGGAAAACCAAAGAUGCAUGGGGUCACAUAUCUCCGUGCAUCCGAUGAUUUAUUCAAAGAAAACAAUUUCGAGCUAUUCAAGAUCUUUGUCAAGAAAAUGCAUGCAGACCAAGAGUACUGCUCCGACCCCGAAAAGUACGGUCAAGAUCUAAAGCCACUGCAGCGCUCAAAGCCGAAGAUUCCAAUCGAUGAACUCAUUGAUGCAACCAAGCCAUUGGAACCUUUCCCUUGGGAUGAAGAAACAGAUAUGAAAGUUGAUGGCUGAAUUACAUAAAGAGACUUGAGUGUAUGGAUUAGUAAUAACUUAAAGAAUAAAGCUCAGGUUAUUGAGUGGA